ACUAAAAUCUGAAAAGAUUAAAAAAAGAAUGAAGAAGAGGGCAAAGGCAGUGCAGUGGCGAGAAGGACUGAAGGAGGCUGAAGGCAAAGAGAAAGAACUGAAAGAAGAAAAAGAAGAAGAAUGCAAAGCCCAAGUCCUCUACGAAGACAGAGAGAGAGAGAGAGAGAGAGAGAGAGAGUCACCUGUGUUAGUCUGUAAGAAAGAUUUUUUCUGUUCUGCAAGACUGCUGCAACUGUGUGGCCGUGUGGGAGAGACAAAGUUUCAGACUUUUCAAUUUUUUCGCCGUGUACAAGUUACCGUUGAGAUAAGAAGAAACUCAUAACAAUGGAUGCUGGAAUGUUCAAAGCUGCAAUUGAUGGGAAUGAUGGUUUCUUUGAUGAAGCUGGUAGUGUGAAUCUAAAUCUCAGGCGGGUGACAGUGGAAGGGAACUCUGUUCUUCACUUGGCAGCAAAAUCUGGAAAUGCGCAAAUCACGAAAAGGAUCCUCGCGAUCGAUUCACAACAAUCACUUUUGUAUGAGAAAAAUUGGAAAGGCGACACUGCACUACAUAUUGCAGCGAGGUUAGGGCAUUUCGACAUGACAAAGCUUCUAAUAACUAGUGCAAAUGACCGAGAAGUUGAAGUGAAAAUGGAGCUACUAAGGAUGGAAAAUCUGGAGAAGAAUACAGCAUUGCAUGAGGCUAUAAAAAAUGAUCAUUAUGACAUUAUGCAGUUACUAGUUAAGGAAGACCCAAGUUUGACUUUUCUUACAAAUAAUGCUGGGGAAUCUCCUCUCUUCCUGGCAGUGGAUAGAGGAUUUUACAAAAUUGCUAUUCAUAUCCUAGAAGCUGUUCCAGAAUGCUCCAAUGUGGGAAGGAAAAGCAUGAAUGUCUUGCAUGCGGCUGUCAUCCGUACACAAAGAAGCAAACGGUUUAAAGCCAUAGAGGAAAAGGCUGACUGGCACAGUCAUACUCUCUUAUGUAUCUAUCGUUUCCUUCGUGCUAUUCUCAAGCUCUCUAACUCAGAAAAUGAACAAGCUCCAAAACUUGGCAUGACAAUAUUAGAUUUUGUGGGUAAGUUGUUAGAAGCUUGUCCAUCUGCAAUUGUAGAAGCGGAUGACUUUGGCUGGAUUCCUCUUCAUUAUGCUGCACAUUUUGGCAAUGCAAAAUUUGUCAAUCUAUUUUUGAAAAAGAACAUGUCCCUUGUUUACAUAAAGGAAAAGGCAGGCAUGUCUGCCCUUCACAUUUCGGCAAAAGAAGGGCAUGUUGACGUAACAAGAACACUUAUUACAGAAUGUCCAGAUAGUUGUGAAUUGUUGGACAAGAAAGAUAGGACAGCUCUUCAUCUUGCUGCAGAAAGUGGAAAUAGUAAACUGGUGAAGGUCUUCCUACAAACAUUGGCUACUGAGGAUCUCAUAAAUCAGCAAGAUAAGGAAGGAAACACCCCUUUUCAUCUGGCUGCCAUGGAAGGGCGUUAUGCACUAUUAAUGAUGUUGGUAAAAGACAGGAGAAUCGAUUGGAUGGCUAUGAACAAGGCAGGGAUGAGUACAGUUGACAUUAUUCAAUCAGUUUAUCGUCUUAAGUCAGGAAAAAAGGAAAAAUUCAUGUCAAAGUUGAAUAGAGACGACAUUAGAUUGAGUUUGGAACGAAUCGUUGACAGACAUACUAUGGAAGUACAGACUCUUGAUACAGAAGGACAUGGGCAAUUAAUUCAAGAAACAGAGAGAAAUGAGACUGCAGAGCAAAAUAAGGUGAAAGAUACAGCCCUUAUUGCUACAAAAAAAAGACUCAAAAGACAAGAAGCUAUUCGGAAAAUGAUCGAUCUCAAUUUCGUUGUAGCCACAAUCAUUGCAAGUGUCACCUACGCAGCGGUCAUACAGGUGCCUGGUGGAAACGACGACGACGACGGUGAAGCUACUUUAAGAGAAAAUAAAUAUUUCAAAAUAUUUAUGAUUUUCAACGCCUGCGCUUUUGUGUUUUCGCUGCUCUCAAUGUUAUUCCACUUUUGCAUUGGCCAUGUUAGCCUUAGUAGCAGUAUCGGUCUCAUAUACGCAUCGUUAUGCUUCACGUUCACUCAGUUUUCUCUUCUCGGCAUUACCGGUGCCUUUUUUUUGUCCAUGCGUGCAGUCUUAACCAAAAGCUCGGCGUCUAAGUCGGGCGGUGGUGGACUAACACCGCCCAAGGUUGUCCCCGAGCACUCUCAAUCCAAUGAUUCCAAUGUUUUCAUUGAAUAUUGGAUUGGUCUUCUUUUUGUUUUUUUAAUCUUUGCGGCUGUCUUUAUAAGAAUGAACAAAAAAUUGGUGGUUUCAAUUUUGAAGGAGUCUUAGCUCUAGGUCCAACUUUGACCAUAAGCAUUACAUGUUCACAUAUUCAUUGUGUAAUCGGUGGGCUCAAAAGCACCUGAAUUUGUCCUUGGUCUUAUCCUCUCUCACUGUCAUAUGUCGUGUGAUUUCAUUCCAGCAAGCUUUCUGCAGAACCGAUGUGGUCUCUUUACCGCAACAACAUGGAGUGCUCCGGCCAGCAGACUAUUUUUUUACUUUCUGUAUCUUUUACCUGUAUCCGUAUUUAAAUAAGAAUGUCCACUGGAAUUUGCUGUAUCGCCCUCUACGUGAUUGAUUGUUUUUGGUUUGUGAACAACUUAUCAUUUUUCAGGAGAUUAUAUAUAUGUAUGGUUGUGUUUAA
Molecule: messenger RNA, 2659 nt
Organism: Quercus lobata
Lineage: Eukaryota; Viridiplantae; Streptophyta; Magnoliopsida; Fagales; Fagaceae
Product: ankyrin repeat-containing protein At5g02620-like
Exons: 5
Coding region: 325-2304 (659 amino acids)
Cellular component (GO): plasma membrane
Molecular function (GO): protein binding
Source: RefSeq, a predicted model, not a curated record